AAACAUUGUUAUUUGUUAUUACACAAAAUUACAAAUGUUUAUUAAUUUAUAUUAAUAUUGUUAAUGUCUUUAUAUUUAUAAACGUAUAAAUAAUAAACCAUUUGAACAAACAAAUAUUGAAUUAAUAAUAUUAUUAUAAUGCCGACUAAAAAUGCGUGUGUUUUAUGUCUACGGUCUGUUUAUAAAAAUCCAGGAUUAUCUUUAUUUGGAUUUCCUAAAGAUCCAAAACGUCUUAAGAUCUGGCUUAUGAAAUGUGGAUUGAUCGAAGACGAUGUUCAGUCAAACCGAAAAUUAUGUUCAUUUCACUUUGCAGAAACUGAUUUUCGUAAAUGUGUUAAGAAGAGGUUAUUAAAAUAUGAUGCAAUACCAACAAUUUUUGAUGAGGAUCAUCUAUGUCAUGAGACUCCAUCUACGUCUUUUGAAGAAAAUGUAUCUAAAGACUUACAACAGAUUGAUUUGCCUGAAAUUUGUUUAACAGAAGAUAAAGAAAUAUCUAUUAUGUCAAAAGAACCUUGUGAAGUAAAUAAUAUCAAUCAAGCUAAUACACCAACAAAACUUGGAGACAGUGAUGUUAUGUCAGUAUUAGAAACUCCAAAAAAUUUGAAAAGAAAAUGUUAUGUUGGUGAUAUUAAGUCACCUGAUUUAGCAACUCCCAAGAGAGCAAAAAGAUCUUUUAAUAAAGCCAGAUUACAAAUUAUUUCCCAAAGGAAAAAAAUCAUUGGACUUCAUCAAACUGUUAGGAGAUUAAGAAAAAAAUUGACAUCAUUGGAAAAAUUAAUUGAACACCUUAAGAGUAUUAAUCUGAUUAGCGAACAGGCUCAUGACGAUAUUUUGGUAUUUAUAUGUGAAAUAUGAUCAUUGUUGUGCAUGUAUAUAUUUAUUUGUUAAUUAUAAACCAAAAGUUUUGAACAUAUUUUUGUAGAAAGUGGUUUAGUAAUUGUAUAAUUAUUUUUAUAAUAUUAUGUAAUAGAUUUGUAUAAGUGUAUUUUUGUAACCCAUAACAACACUAAAUAUUAUAACUAACAAUUUAAGAAAGGUUACUCAUUAUUGAUUUAUAUAGGCAGGAAUAAAUGGAUUCAGUUAGACGGCUAUAUUUUUAAUACAACAGCAAAUGUAUUAAAAUAAAUUGUAAAUAUAUAUAUAAUAUAAUAUGAAAAUUAUUGGGAUAUUUGUAUAUUUUGUGGAACUAAUGAUUUCCGCCUAUGAUUUGUAUGAUUGUAAAAUGUUUAUAUAUUUUGUAUGUAUUUUUGUAUUAUGCUUAAUUAGUUAAUAGGCCAUGGUGAUAUUCUGGUAUGUUAUAUGUGAUCUAAUAUGACUAUUGUUAUGCAUGCAUACUUCCAUUUUUGUCUGGUAGUUAUUUCUUUUAAAAUAAAUCAUCAGUAGUAUUA
Molecule: messenger RNA, 1388 nt
Organism: Metopolophium dirhodum (rose-grain aphid)
Lineage: Eukaryota; Metazoa; Arthropoda; Insecta; Hemiptera; Aphididae
Product: THAP domain-containing protein 2-like
Exons: 5
Coding region: 139-855 (238 amino acids)
Source: RefSeq, a predicted model, not a curated record